This is a messenger RNA of Bombus terrestris (buff-tailed bumblebee), 2840 nucleotides long. RefSeq names its product probable G-protein coupled receptor Mth-like 5 (gene mthl5). Bases 416 to 1867 code for a protein of 483 amino acids. NCBI's taxonomy places the organism in Eukaryota, Metazoa, Arthropoda, Insecta, Hymenoptera, Apidae. The record is from RefSeq and is a predicted model, not a curated record. The transcript is spliced from 3 exons.
UACAAAUAUCGGAAAAAGAACCAACGAAGCCAAAAUGCAAAGUAAACGAGAAAGGUAAAGAUGAGUAUACGAGAGGAGGGAGAGCGAUGAGACAGUCAUAGGGAAGGGGGAAAGAGAGAAAAAGAGAGUAAGCAAGCCAGCGUGCGAGUGAACAAACGGAAGAGAAAAAGAGAUAAAAAGAUAGUGCAACAGAGAAUGGGAAUGGAUGCGAUGCGAUGGCGGCGAGUAUGGCAGGGGUAAGUCUCGCUAGGCGGGUAACUACUACCGCAGGCAGCAUUGGCAGGGUAGCCGUCACAAAAUCGAUCACGAGCAACGCUAAACUCGGCUACGGCGGAAAGUUGCUUGACGAAUGAAUGCACGGAAUCAAUGUAUGGUAACAAAGACGCGAGAGUAGGAACGGUGCCGAUUCGAUGACAUGUAUUAUCUCGUGAGUGCGUUGCUUAUCAUCGUUGGUAUACUGGGGAAUCAUCCCCUUCUUGCAAACACAGACGCGAAGGCAAAUUUGAUCAGCGUGGCAAAGUGUUGUGAGCACAACGAGCUUCUUGUAGACGACACGUGCACGCCAUUGACGGAAACGAACGAGACGGAGUGGAGACCGGAAUUUAUCGAGGAGAAGGUCAAUGGUAUAUCAAGAAGCAAACCGGUUAAACCGAAUUAUCAACUGAAGAUUGGAAGACCUAAGUGUCAACCCAACGAGCACCAAUGGAACGUAUAUCAUUAUCGAUCAGGCGAGGAUCGGCUCGCGAUACUGACAACUGGCGUGUUGCGACACUACACCACCGAUUUGACAAAGGGAAAGCAAAACGAAUAUAAUGGUGCAUUUGGAUUCGACAAUGCAGAUUCAAUGGACGAAGAUGAUCUCGAGACGGUUUCUAUUCAUUAUGAUUAUCCGUUCGGACAUUAUUGCGCUGACAAAGCAAUUUUGAGCAGAGAUCGACUGGUAGCGAUGUACGCGAUGAUUUGCGUACCCGACGUAGUCGUUACAUGGUCCGAUACAAAUUAUUUGAUGAAACAUGCCAUUGAUCCCACCUUUCAUGCUAUAUCAAUAGCUAGUUAUCUGGUUGUCGCGGUUGUCUAUUUUGUUCUACCACAACUACGUGAUCUUGUGGGAAACAUGAUAACUAGUAUGACUCUGUGCCUUAUAGCUGGGCAAUCUGCGUCUACCGUCAGGAUUUUCACGGAAUUCGGCAACCACAUCAGUUUUAUGAUUGCCGAUACCGUCAUGUAUGUCUCCUUGCUAGCUGCAUUUUUCUGGUUGAACGCUUUGGGUUACUACGUAUGGAGCACUUUCCGUUCGCGAAACGUAUUUUUAAGAGUAACUGACGGCAGAAAGUACUGUUACUAUUCUACGUAUGUUUGGGGUUCGACGGUUUGCAUAGCAGGCACUGCGAUUUUUGCACACUUUGCCUUAGAAACUAAUAAACCUGUUGUUGGCGGAAAGAUAUAUCCACCUCAAGAAACAAUUGGUUGGCUCGGUAUUUCUGUAUUAUUUACAUCGAUCGCAUUUACGAUAAUGAUUGAUUUAUCUUUCAUAUUAACAACCAUGAACAGGAUUAAAAGAAUGAGCACAUACGGUCGAAUUCAUCAUAAAAUGAAAUACAGCUUUAGAAUGUUCGUUUUCCUGUUUGCGAUAAUGAGUAUCGGUUGGCUAUCAUUCCUAUUAUCACGACUGAAUUACGAAGCCUUAGAAUAUUGUCAUAUCGUUAUUAAUUUGCUACAGGCAAUUUUAAUACUAUACGUUUGCGUAUUUGGACAGAGAAGAGUUACAUUCUUACUUGGUAAAACAUGCAACUGCUGUAAUUCAGGCGAAAAUAUCGAGGGCCUUGAUUGGGGCGAAGAAAUGACUGCCAUUAACGCAGGAUAUUAAACAAUUUUUAAAUCGUAUAAUCGAUUAUGGAAUUCGAUCUCAAAUGAAAUAAUUUUGUUCUAUGAAAGCAUUAUAUUUUGCACAUUUGAUUGAACAUAUCAAGUGAAAAGCAUAUUUAGCAAUGAUAGUCUAUAUCACAAACCAGUGCUCGACAAGGAAUAUAUCAUAUUAGUUAAUAUUAACAAAUACAUGUUUUAUUAAGGCAGGAACAUAACAUCCAUAAAUAGUAAGCUAAGGCAUUGUAUAUAGUGGUAUUUAAUUGAAAGAAUUUUUAAAAUCAACAAAAUUAUAUUAUUCUGGGAGAAUAUAAUAUUUAUAUGUAUCAUUUUUGAUAGAUUCAUUGCUUUUUACAUACAAACUUAGAUAUAUCUAUACUAAAUAUGUAUUUAUCUAUUUGAAUAAUUUGGAAUUUAUAAUCAUAAGUGCCUUGAAACAAAAUUUCUUAUGCCUUACGAAAAUGUGCACUUAUCUGUAUAAAAUAUAACAUUAAUCGCAAAAUAUAUAAACAUCCAUAAACAUUAUCAUUGCAUCUAUCAUUUCUUAUAAAAAUAUCUUCUAAGAAAUUUUUUACUUUUAAGAUAUUCAUAUAAUAUUUAUAUUUGUACAAACAUAUGACUUUUGUAAAUGGUGUAUCAUUUUUAUAAAAUCAAUUUCAAUAUAUCCUUUUAUACUAGAUAUUUCUAUUUAUUUGAAAAACUUGAGAAAUAAAACUUACCUGGCCAAACAAUUCACCUUCUGGACGAUGUAAUAAAUUGGAUAGCUGACAUCUCACUACCAAAUGACAAUCAUCCAUAACAGUAUUGAAGAAACGUCUAGUUGGUAAUAGAGCUUCUAAAUCUAUUACUAACUCAAGAAACCUUUCACAAUAUCGUACCUUAUCUGGUAAGAGUGGCCCUAUUGAGAAGUAAAUACCAAAUUAUAAUAUUGUACCGUAAAAAUAUUUUCGUACAAUAUAAAACAGAUUAGAUUUUUA